AUGCCCAGCCCGUCCAAAAAGAGGAAGCUCAACGACCAGUCUUCAUCCGCAGUACCCUCGAGGGGAUUGGAGUACUUUUUCUCCAAGCAGAGGCAGAAUGGCAGUUUAACGCCAAAGGACACGCCAAAAGAGCCACUCGAUAACACGGCGGGCGCUGAUGCGGCCAACAACGGACAUUCGGAACUGACGGAUGAGGAGCUUGCGAGGAAACUCCAGGCCGAGUGGGAUGCCGAAGUGCAGAAUGAGAGAGCAGCCUCAACGCCAUGUCCAGAGCCCGAGAACGAGACGGCGCCCCAGGAAGCUUCCGUUCCAGUUGACCCGCCAAAACCAACAGUUGUCCUUCCGCAAGCACCCAAGAAGAACACCCUGUCACUGUCAUCCGUAGCCAACGCCGAAGACACCGCUUCAUCGACGAUACCACUGGACCAAAGCCCAUUGACGUUUGACCCGUCAGAAUUCGUGCCUCUGCUCCAAGAGCAGUGGGCUUCAGAAGGGGGUCAUGCCUCGUACGCAUUUCUGACAAGAUGUUUCGUCCUGGUGAACGGCACGCAGAGUCGAAUCAAGAUCGUGGACACACUGGUCAACUGCAUCAGGGUCCUAAUCGACGCCGAUCCGGAGAGUCUGCUCCCGGCCGUCUGGCUUGCGACUAACGCAAUAUCACCUCCUUACAUCUCCUUGGAACUUGGUCUCGGUGGGUCAGCGAUAUCGAAGGCGCUCAAGCAGGUUUGCGGGUUGGAUUCUCGUGCUCUCAAGGCGAUCUACGAUAAGCACGGCGACGCGGGUGAUGUGGCUUUCGAAGCGAAGAAGAAGCAAAGUUUCACCUUGCGCAAGCCCAAGCCGUUGACCAUCCAGGCUGUCUACCAGUCUUUAGUGAAGAUCGCGAACAGUCAAGGCCAGGGCAGCGGCGAAGCCAAGCAGAGGAUCGUUGAUCGGUUACUUCAGGAUGCCAGAGGUGGCGAGGAAAGCAGGUACAUUGUACGGACGCUUUGCCAACAUCUGCGCAUUGGUGCUGUGAAAACGACCAUGCUGAUUGCUCUCUCUCGAGCAUUUCUAUUGUCGCGUCCUGCAGGGGCCGAGUUUCCCUUACGGUCUACGAAAGACCUGCAGAAGCUCAAGAAGGAUGAGCUGGCCGAGGUGUGGAGCAAAGCCGAAGAAGUCGUCAAGGCAUGCUUCGCCCGACGGCCCAACUACAACGACCUUGUCCCGGUAUUGUUGGAGAUUGGCGUCUGCGAUGAACUCCUCCUCCGUUGCGGCCUCACUUUGCACAUACCCCUCAGACCCAUGCUGGGCAGCAUCACAAGGGACCUCUCUGAGAUGCUUACCAAGCUUCAGGGCAGAGACUUUGCCUGCGAGUUCAAGUACGACGGCCAACGUGCGCAGAUCCACUGCGACGAAAAAGGCAAAGUUACCAUCUUCUCGAGGCAUCUGGAGCUCAUGACGGACAAAUAUCCGGACCUGGUCGCCUUGAUGCCAAAGAUUCGUGCUGAAGGCGUGGACAGCUUCAUCAUGGAGGGUGAGGUCGUCGCGGUGGACAGAGAGUCUGGAGAGCUGAAAAACUUCCAAACUCUGACCAACCGCGCGAGGAAAGACGUGGCCAUUGGAAGCAUUCAGGUAGACGUCUGCAUGUUCGCGUUUGACCUGAUGUUCCUGAACGGGCAGCCGUUAUUGGAUAGACCGUUCCGAGAGAGGAGGGAGCUGCUACGGUCCAUGUUCAUCGAGGUGCCUCACCAAUUUACCUGGGUCAAGAAUCUUGACGCAACGUCGCAAGACUCGGACGCCGUGUUGGACUUUUUCAAGCAAGCUACAGACAUCAAAUGCGAAGGCAUCAUGGUCAAGAUCCUCGACAACCUGACAGACAUACCAUACCAAGGCGACGACACGACCGAGGCCGAUGGAGAAACCGUCGAAGAGCCAAAAACACCGUCGAAAACAAAAAGAGGAAAAGCCAAUAAGGACGAAGAAGCCCCUAAAAAGAAAGGCCGCCGCAAACCCCUCCUCGCAACAUACGAACCCGACAAACGCCUCGACUCCUGGCUCAAGGUCAAGAAGGACUACAGCUCGAGCUUCGACACCCUCGACAUGAUCCCCGUGGCGGGCUGGCACGGACAGGGCCGCAAGGCGAAGUGGUGGUCGCCCAUCCUCAUGGCCGUACGCAACGAGGACACGGGUUCCCUCGAGGUGGUCUGCAAGUGCAUGUCGGGCUUCACCGACGCCUUCUACAAGGCCAACAGGGAGUUCUACGACGACGGCGAGGACACGGGCGAGCGGAAGAACACGCGCGCCCGGAAGCCCGCCUUCGUGGAGUACUCCGGCCCCGAGCCCGACGUGUGGUUCGAGCCGCAGGAGGUGUGGGAGAUGGCGUUCGCGGACGUGACGCUGAGCCCGACGUACACGGCGGCCAUCGGGCUGGUGAGCGAGGAGCGCGGGUUGAGCCUGCGAUUUCCGAGGUUUUUGAAGAAGCGCGAGGAUAAGGGGCUCGAUGAGGCGAGUACGAAUGAGUUCCUCGCCGGGCUGUGGAGGAAGCAGGAGGCCAAGGCGCCCGCGAAGGAGGUUGCUGGUGAUGAGGUUGAGGAGUGA
Molecule: messenger RNA, 2577 nt
Organism: Colletotrichum karsti
Lineage: Eukaryota; Fungi; Ascomycota; Sordariomycetes; Glomerellales; Glomerellaceae
Product: DNA ligase
Exons: 2
Coding region: 1-2577 (858 amino acids)
Biological process (GO): double-strand break repair via alternative nonhomologous end joining; lagging strand elongation; DNA recombination
Cellular component (GO): DNA ligase III-XRCC1 complex
Molecular function (GO): DNA binding; DNA ligase (ATP) activity; ATP binding
Source: RefSeq, a predicted model, not a curated record